UAACUGAAAAAAAGGAAAAGAAAAAAUGGCUAUCCCAUUGCAACUACUCUUCUUACCAAUAACAUUCCUGUUGAUGACAUCUCUGAUAAGGUUUUCGCAAGCUGCUGGAAUUGCCACCUACUGGGGCCAAAACACUACAGAAGGAAGCCUGGUAGACACAUGUCGUAAAGGUACCUACGACUACGUGAAUAUUGCCUUUCUGAUAAAUUAUGGCGGUGGCCAAACACCGCAAUUGAACAUAGCUGGGCAUUCCUUAAACAGUUCCGAAAUAGAAACUUGCCAAGGCCUAGGCAUCAAAGUGUUUCUUUCUCUCGGUGGAGCCGCUAACCUUUCUUCUUCCGAUGAUGCUCAGCAAGUCGCCUCCUAUAUCUGGAACGAAUUCUUAGGUGGUAAUGAAUCAGACUCUCGUCCAUUAGGCAAUGCCGUUUUAGAUGGUGUAGAUUUUCAUAUCCAAGCUGGAAAGGCGGAUUACUUGGCUGACCUUGUUCAGGCGCUAUCAAAAUAUAACACACCAGAGAGGAAGCUGGUGUAUUUAUCAGCAGCACCAGAAUGUUUCAUUCCUGACUAUUUUCUGGACGCUGCUAUCAAAACUGGCCAUUUUGAUUACGUGUGGGUGGAAUUUUUUAACAAUCCUCCUUGUGAGUAUACACCAGGCAAUACCAGUCCCCUCUUCGACAGUUGGGACCGCUGGGCUUCCUAUCCAGGCAUUAAUACAUUAUUCCUGGGAGUACCUGCAGACCCUGCAGUCUCACCUAGUGGUGGUUACAUCCCACCGCAAGUGCUAAUUGAUGAGGUUCUUCCCUUUGUGCAGAACUACUCCAAUUAUGGAGGGGUCAUGGUUUGGGACCAUGCCCAUGACUUAAAUUACAGUGAGACAAUCAGGCCUUAUGUUAACAAGUCCCAGAUACAGCCCGUAAAUGCUGGCAUUGCCACCUACUGGGGCCAAAACACUACAGAAGGAAGCCUGGUAGACACAUGUCGUAAAGGUACCUACGACUACGUGAAUAUUGCCUUUCUGAUAAAUUAUGGCGGUGGCCAAACACCGCAAUUGAACAUAGCUGGGCAUUCCUUAAACAGUUCCGAAAUAGAAACUUGCCAAGGCCUAGGCAUCAAAGUGUUUCUUUCUCUCGGUGGAGCCGCUAACCUUUCUUCUUCCGAUGAUGCUCAGCAAGUCGCCUCCUAUAUCUGGAACGAAUUCUUAGGUGGUAAUGAAUCAGACUCUCGUCCAUUAGGCAAUGCCGUUUUAGAUGGUGUAGAUUUUCAUAUCCAAGCUGGAAAGGCGGAUUACUUGGCUGACCUUGUUCAGGCGCUAUCAAAAUAUAACACACCAGAGAGGAAGCUGGUGUAUUUAUCAGCAGCACCAGAAUGUUUCAUUCCUGACUAUUUUCUGGACGCUGCUAUCAAAACUGGCCAUUUUGAUUACGUGUGGGUGGAAUUUUUUAACAAUCCUCCUUGUGAGUAUACACCAGGCAAUACCAGUCCCCUCUUCGACAGUUGGGACAGCUGGGCUUCCUAUCCAGGCAUUAAUACAUUAUUCCUGGGAGUACCUGCAGACCCUGCAGUCUCACCUAGUGGUGGUUACAUCCCACCGCAAGUGCUAAUUGAUGAGGUUCUUCCCUUUGUGCAGAACUAUUCCAGUUAUGGAGGAGUCAUGGUUUGGGACCAUGCCCACGACUUAAAUUACAGUGAGACAAUCAGGCCUUAUGUUAGCAAGUCCCAGAUACAGUACUAUGCUGCUAUCUGACUAGUUCCUCUCAGUAUCUACUGAGAGAUGAAAUGUAGUCCUGGUUCUUCAUGCCAGAGACAAAAUUGAUAAAUAAAUAACGGGUUAUUAAUCCCCAAAUAAAUUAAAAAUGUUGGAUAAA
Molecule: messenger RNA, 1865 nt
Organism: Coffea arabica (coffee)
Lineage: Eukaryota; Viridiplantae; Streptophyta; Magnoliopsida; Gentianales; Rubiaceae
Product: chitinase 1-like
Biological process (GO): carbohydrate metabolic process
Cellular component (GO): extracellular region
Molecular function (GO): chitinase activity
Source: RefSeq, a predicted model, not a curated record